Plasmodium fragile is the source of this 3228-nucleotide messenger RNA. RefSeq lists its product as uncharacterized. The transcript has 21 exons. Gene Ontology annotation, molecular function: nucleotide binding. The coding region runs from base 1 to 3228 and encodes 1075 amino acids. The record is from RefSeq and is a predicted model, not a curated record. Lineage: Eukaryota; Apicomplexa; Aconoidasida; Haemosporida; Plasmodiidae.
AUGGCUAACAGGGAAGUGAAGAAAUGCCCAGGAGAAAUAGAUGACGCUUAUUUUUGCGACACCAUGAGGAGGGAGCUCAAGCUGUUGACAGAUGAAUACAAAAAGAAGACGCACAGGAAGUUCUUUUUAAAGUGCAUCCUAAAGACAGAGCUCCUUGUGAUGACCAUUUUUUUGGCUCCCCUUUUGGCGUGCUUGUUUAUUCUCAAGGACAACGACGUAAUAAGUUCUCACUACCUGACUGCCUUGUUCGUACUCAUAUCGUUGCUGCUUCUACUGUUCGUCUUUCUGUAUUACGAGAUUGAGGAUGCCCAGACGAACGCGUUUUUGAGGAAAAUAAAUGAAGCUGCUAAAUUGUUGUCACCAAGGAGCGUCACCAAGAAGAGGAAGGAAGACGAUGGUCAUUUGAAUUAUUUGUCCAGCUCUCAUUUUAUUUUCAUUCAGAGGAACAGGAGAUGGGAGCUGCUGCCGACGAACCUGCUAAUCAAGCAGGACAUCUUCCUGCUGCGUGCCGGGGACCUUAUCCCCUGCAGAUGCGUAGAGUACAACAUGGACACGUGCGCGUACGGUAGGCGGUACGAAAAAUAUGAGGUGUUCAUGCCCAUGGACAAGGAUCAAAUUAGCAUGAACCUGUUGACGAGGCACGCGAAGGACGACAAGAGGGACUACCUACCCUCCUUCCACCUGUACUCGUUUGUGGCACAACAGGACGUGUCCAUAUGUACCAUCAAAAAGUACAUGCAGGACUCCACAGACCAGAACAAAAUUUCGAGGCACAAGGGUAACCUGAGGAAUGUGAUCCUAACGGAGAAGAUACACACGUUUUACCUGUACACGUGGGCGGUCCUCUUUUUGGUGUCUGUCGCGGCGGCGUCCCUGUACUUCCCCCACAUGAAGAGCCACGGGGAGGAGGUCUCCCACUUUGUAACUAUGUACUUCCUGCUGUACAGCGUGCUGAUGUCGAUGACGAUGCUGCCCUUUUUCCACAGAAUAUUCUCUGAACUGAUAUACGGAUACUGCUCCUCUUUGAAUCUGAUAUAUGAGAGUUAUUUUAAGGACGAGAUGAAUUACGAAAGAGAUUUUUCUUCUUCAUUCGACUUUUCCACAACGACAGAAGACACUGCCUAUGCGAAUAAGAAGCGGUUCGGGUUGUUCUACACUCUUAAGAGCAUAUUUCUUCUAAUCAUUAAGGGCAUAAAAAUUGACAAAUGUUACCUGAACAUUCUAAGCGACUGUUCCGUGUUGUGUUUUUUAGAUAGCAGCGGAAUUUUACUGGACAGCAAUCACAGUAUUAAGGAGAUCUGUUUGUACAAUUGCAUGAGCUCGAAGAAGGAGGCUCCGUCAAGCUCGACCAUGAUGAAGGGGGUACCAAAUUACCACAAUUACAUUCUCACCGUGAUUGAUAUCCUUAUGGACAACAGGAGCAUGUAUGCGUAUCAGAGAAUUAAAAACCGCAAAAUCCUUCACUCCCUUUUUUUGCUGUCCUACUACACCCAACUUCCUAAAUACGUGAGACUGCUGGACGAGUUCCAAAACAACAUCAUGAAUUACAUGAACCAGUUGGACUACAGCCACCUCUUCAUUUGUCUCUGUGACAUUGGUAACAUAUCGUACGCCUAUAACAAGUUUGUCUUCCACAAGCUCUUCCUUUGUGUGGAAAACAAAAGCAGCUACGAGCUGUACAAGAAGAAGAAGAGCGAGCUGAAGAAGCACAGGAAGACAACCGGGGACGAUGGAGAGCUGCCAUACCAUGUGCACGAGCAUGGCGAGAACGGGCAGGCCCUGGGCAUUAACAUCUACGACGCGGUCACGUCCAGGGACAACUUUGUGUUUGCCUUUAUCCUGUGCGAGAAGAAGAAGGACAAGUACCACCUCUUCCUUAAGGGACAACUGGACGCGCUCGUCAGCAAGUGCAUGUUCUACUACGACGGGAAGGCCAUUAAGAGAUUGAAGAGGAGGAAGAAGAAGGUGCUUCACAUUCUUAACAUGCAAUGGAUUUCCUCAGGAAUCGAGAGCAUAUGCUUUGCAUACCGACCCCUGAGCACGGAAGAGAGGAAUUACAUGAAGGACAAUUUUCAAAAGAACAUAUACCUGUUAACCAUAAACAAGCGGAAAGUGUACCAUUUGAGAAAUUUUUACAAUGAGAGCCCUUUCCCUGUGAAGGGGAAUGAAAAGUUCCUAUCACACUUGCUGUCGACGAGUAUCUUCAUCGGCAACUCCGCGGUGAAACUCAUGACGAACAGCGAAAUUCAGACGAGGAUUAACGACUUGUACAAUGCAGGAAUUCGCUUCGUCCAUUUCAGCAAAACGGAUCAAGCGAACACGAGGAACGUAUCGAACCUGUUGGGCAUGGAGACAAACUGGAACACGUCCAUCUCUUUGAGUCUCAAUGAUAAGUCUAGCUUCAAAAACAGGGACGGGAAGGUCGUCAUCCCGAGUGGUAUCAACAACAUUAAGACACACAUCCAGGAGGAGAACAACGAAAUUAUAACCUGCGUUGGGAACAGCCUCAACUGCUGCAACUUUGAAGUGUACAGUCUGUGUAAUUACUCCGUGUCGAUUCUGCUGCCGUACAAUAACUCCUGUAAGGAUUGCCAAGGGAAGAGGGAGAGGAACACUCCAUUUGAUGAGCUGUCCACAAAGGAGAACCCCAUCAUCUCGUAUGCCUCCUUCGUGAAUACGUUGCCUUGUAAUUUGAUCAUUGAAAAGAGUCGACUGGACCUGUCAGAAAACAUAAUGGAGGUGGUUUACAAACUAUUGAAGAGUUCAAGGAUCCACAAGAAAAACGUGUCGCUGACGAUUUUUUUUUUUUACUUCUACUACUCCCAAUUGUCCUUCAUGUUGUUCAUCGUUUCGGUGUUCUUUUUGCCCCCGCUCAUCUCGGUCAUGGACUACCUGCUGUUCAUCCUGCUCAUAAUACCCCUCCUGUCAAUCGCCCUCCUUGGCAACGAUAACAACAGCACCAUAAUGAACGAGAUCCCAGAUAAAGUCAUCACCCGGGAGUUCCUGCUGAAGAAGCUGCUCUUCUUUCUUAUCAGGUGGAUCCCCUACAUGCUCUUCUGCGUCACGUUGUCCAUUUACUAUGUACAACUCAUUAACAACAAAUUUGCAGGCAAUUACAUUUUGCAGUCUGCCCACAGUGGAGAUAUUUUGAAUUCAUUGAAGAAAAAUUUCAUGGCGGACGUGACACACCACUGCACGCAGAGUGGGCACCUAACAGCACCGGCGUAG